GUUCAUUUCCUUGACCUUCACUGUAUAUAAUUGCGCCAUUGCAGCUCUCAUUAGCGUAUACACGACUCAUCUGCAUGUGAAAUCUAGAUCUCUUACCAUUUCCAUUACGCCGAUUACCCUUAUUCGGUACCCGCCCAUCCGGAGUCAAGACUCACACGACCACCUCAAUUUCUUUCACAACAAUAUUCACAACAACCAUGAAGACUGUUGUUGUUGGCGCUGGCCCAGUCGGCACUCUCGCCGCCCUUUACGCCGCUGUACGAGGACACGAUGUAGAAAUUUAUGAAUUGAGACCGGAUAUCCGAGAUCCAUCGACUGCACCGUUGAACACCAAGUCAAUUAACUUGGCUCUCUCUGAGCGUGGCAUCAACUCCCUGCGGCAAACCGGCCUGUCAGAUCUUGCAGACGCAGUACUCGCGAACACCGUGCCUAUGCAUGGUCGUAUGAUCCACGUCAGAAAAGGCGGAGAGUACGUGCGUGAAGCACAGAAAUAUGAUGCACACGGCCGCGAUCUAUUGGCUAUGGAUCGAACGCAGCUGAAUAGAGCUCUGAUCGACCAUCUGGACGCAAUGCCCAAUGUCAAGUUCUUCUUCAAGCACAAGAUGAUUGGUGUCGAUUUCAAGAAGAAAUCAGCGUGGUUUGAAAACCGUACAGACAAGAAGGAUCUGUUGACACAAGGCCCUGAAUUCAAGCUGACUUUCGAUCUACUGAUCGGCGCCGAUGGGGCCCAUUCGGCUGUGCGAAACCACUUGAUGAAGGUUGUCCCCAUGACUUAUCAGCAAGAGUACAUCGACAAGCUCUGGUGCCAGUUUGGCGUCCCCACAUCUUCUAAUGGAGACUUCCGGAUACCACCGAACUACCUGCACAUCUGGCCAGCAGACGAGUCUAUGUUUAUUGCGAUUCCGAACACAGAUAAGACCUUCACGUCAACGCUUUUCAUGUCAAAGGAGGGCUUUGAAGAGCUGGAAGCGUCAGGGAAAGUGGUGGAGUACUUCAGCAAGCAUUUCCCUGCGGUGGUACCCGACCUGAUCACUGAAGACGAUCUGAAGAAGCAAUUCACCAACAACGAACAUCUGCCACUAAUCUCCAUCAAGUGUACACCAUACCAUUAUGGUUCCGCUGGAGUCAUUGUUGGAGACGCUGCACACGCCAUGGUACCUUUCUACGGUCAGGGCAUGAAUGCCGGACUAGAAGAUGUCCGUGUGCUCUUUGAGUUCCUCGACAAGCACCCCAGCGACCGCACGAAAGCAUUAGACGAAUACACGAAACAGCGCACACCAGAUGCGCAGACCAUUAACGACCUUGCGCUCGGCAAUUACUUCGAGAUGGCAUCAGACGUCAAGAAACCGCUGUACCUGCUACGUAAGUGGGUCGAAGAGACACUGUAUGUUCACUUCCCAAGCUUGGGCUGGGCGACCCAGUACUCCCGGGUCACAUUCAGCAACAUGAGAUACUCAGAGGUCUAUCAAGCAUCACAGAGGCAAACAAGGAUACUGAACAGUGUUGUCGGACUUGGACUCGCCACAGUAGUAGGAUCCACUCUUUUGUUUGCCGGGAACGGUGGGCUACAGAAGGCAAAGAUGGGCAUAUUACGAGGAAUCUGCCUGGCCGCCCAGGGCGCGCAACGAGUGGUUCAAGGCUGAUGGAGCACUCGAUUGCACACAACUCAACACACUGUACGAUAUCC
Macroventuria anomochaeta is the source of this 1687-nucleotide messenger RNA. RefSeq names its product kynurenine 3-monooxygenase. The transcript has 3 exons. Gene Ontology annotation, cellular component: mitochondrial outer membrane. Gene Ontology annotation, molecular function: kynurenine 3-monooxygenase activity; FAD binding; NAD(P)H oxidase H2O2-forming activity. The record is from RefSeq and is a predicted model, not a curated record. The coding region runs from base 198 to 1643 and encodes 481 amino acids. Lineage: Eukaryota; Fungi; Ascomycota; Dothideomycetes; Pleosporales; Didymellaceae. Gene Ontology annotation, biological process: L-tryptophan catabolic process; quinolinate biosynthetic process; NAD+ metabolic process.